This is a messenger RNA of Podarcis lilfordi (Lilford's wall lizard), 23725 nucleotides long. NCBI's taxonomy places the organism in Eukaryota, Metazoa, Chordata, Lepidosauria, Squamata, Lacertidae. The record is from the annotation of a GenBank genome assembly.
GCUUCCGAAACGGGGAGGUGCCGGAGGGCGGCUCCGCCAUCCCCGCCGCCUGCCCGCCUGCCUGCCUGCCGAGGGAGGGAGGGAGGGAGGGAGGCCGGCCUUGGCCUAAGCGCCAUGGACCGCUUCGGCUGGACCAGCGGCCUCCUGGAGAUCCACGAGAACCUGGUCACGCAGCAGCGCGGCGUCCGCCUCUACGACGGCGAGGAGAAGGUCGGGGGAGCGGGCCGGGGAGCGGGGCAAGCGGGCCGGGGAGCCGACACCGGCCUGGGCUAGGCGGGCAAGGCGGAGGCUGGAGGAAGCAGGCAGAGCUUUCCUCCUUUAGAGGUCCUUAUUGCCCUGAGGAGGAUUUUUAACAAGGAAAAAACCUCCCGCAGAAAAUUGAGGGAAGGCUCUCUGCAUCUAGAAAGCUAGGGUGUCAAGGGGGAGAUAGGCUGCUGCUGCCCCCCCUCUCCGCUCCUUUUUCUUUUUUAAAUGAUAUUUAUUGAAGUUUCACAUGAAAAGAGGCAUUUUAAUAAAUAAAAAAAAAGAAAUUUAAAAAUAGAAAGAAAAAUACACCAUACAAAAUACAAAACACAAAAAGAAAAAACAGUUAAAAACAAUUCCAUCUUUUCAUCACAACUUUUACAUUUACUUAUUUCCCGGACCUCCUCAUACCUCCCUCUUUUGUAUUCCAAUUCCUCUCCGCUCCGUUUUCUACCUGCAGGGAGUAUUUUGCCUGGCACUAUGAAAUGAAAUACCCCCAACAGCAUUGAGUGGGGCUUGGACUGAUUUCUCUUACCUGUCGCAGGUAUUGGAACUGUAGAUCAUCCCUAGGCAAGGUGUCCAGAAGUAUAGUUUUGUUUCCCCCCCAGUUUUUUUAAUUGGUUUUCAAAAAAAUUAUAGACAAACAAGUAAACAAAUAAACAUAAAUCAUAACCUUAUUAAAAUUACACUUAUUAACCUUGUUAAGUGACUUCCUCGCUUCCCCUUGGUUGAAUUUCAAUGCAUAUCCUUUUAACGGUUUUCCAAAUCAUAGUUCUUAUAAAUUUAACUUAAACCUUAACAUCCUUGAAUCUUUUCAUUCUGAAAUAAACAUAUUAAUUAAUCACUUAACUUAUAUAAAAUCCUAAGCCAAUCAAAUAUCAGCAAGCUAUUUCCAAUUAGUCAGAAGUAUAGUUUUGGAUUGAAUGGAGCUUUGUAGUAUCAGGAAGCAUCAAGCAAGGUAGUGAAUUUGUUGCAAGAAGGUGCGGAUUGUGGUUCUCUCUCCCUUUACAAUACUCAUUUCAGUGUCUUCCUCUACAUUCCAGCUUUGCUUUUGAAUCAGAGGUUUUCAAUACUACAUCUUUUUAAAGUUUUCAUACCCGCAUUUUAAGUAGGUUAGGCUUGCUAAAAUAUCUGGAUUUUUCUGUAGCAUUCAUACACAGAUCACAUGUGGAGUUUUUUAUUUUCUUUAUUAUCACGCUGUAAUAGCAUCUCACCUUUGAAAUCAGAAUAAAUGAAGAAAAUCACACUGAAACAGUGUCAGAGCAAAGCAAGUCAUUGAGAUCCUUUGCACGGUGCAGUUGGUGGUAGAUAGCCCUGUUUGGAGCAGGCGGUGAGGUCCUCCUUGCCUGCCUCACUCUCCUGUUCCUUUCCACAGGACAGUUUGCACCUCUGGUUUAGAGAAAGCUUAGUCAAUUGACUUAAAUGCAAAGUCAGGCAAUGAAGGAGCAAUGCAAGUGCACAAGGUCUCAUCACCACACACUGCAAGUGUAACAACUGCACCAAGAAGCCUACAAAAAGUUUGCCUCAUUUUAUUAUGGAUUUCACAGUAUCUGUGGUUCAUAUGCAUUGAAGCUACUUCAUUCUAAUUCAUACCGGUCUUUGCUGUCUGGUAUUUCUGGGAAAUAGUACUUGAAUUCCAUCUUCAGCGUCAAAAGAAGCACCUCUCAUUUUGCUACAGGAAGUGACAGAUUAUAGGUGGGGACCUGAAUUUCAAGAUUUCAAAGGCGGAAGCACCCAUGAACCUGUUGCUCAUGCUUGCUUCAACCAGUUCUGCCUACCUGCACAAUCUAGAAGGAGCCGAAGCGAAAGUUGAUAAUUGAAAUUUCAAAUGGAGAAGGGCCGUGGUUCAGUGGUAGAGCAAUCUGCAUUGCAUACAGAAGGCUCUAAGCCUGAUCCCUGAUAUCUGCUGGUAGCCCCUGAAAAGCUGCCGGUCAGUGCUGACAUGGUAUAAGGCAUUUUCCUGUAUUCUUAAGCUUUGGUGCCCACCAAAACUGCUCUAGAAGUUAAUCCAGCCCUCCAGAUUUGAGGGGGGAGUAGAGGGAGAAGCCCCGCUGUAAGAACAGAUGCCCUGCUCACUCAGGGUGUUUAGUAGUAUCCAGCAAGUACUCUGCAUGAUUUCUAAAUUAUGUAUUGGGCAAAAACUGGAUGAGACUUAGAUGAACUGAAAUAUAUCUUCCUUACCCAGGUAAAGUUUGAUACGGGCAUAUUGCUUCUGAGUACGCACAGAUUGAUCUGGAGAGAUCAGAAAAAUCAUGUAAGUUUCAGUAGUCUGGUAUGUCUAUAAUUUCCAUAUAAUAUGCAAAAGAACAGUAAAGUUAAUUUGUCUGUGAUGGUUGUGUGAGCAAACUGUCUCCCCCAAACAAACCAUGUGCCGUAAGAACACAACUUGGAACACACCUUGGCUUGUGGUAUGUUUUGGAGCAAGACAUAGCACAAAUCUGGGCUCAGACAUAGUGCUAAGCCCAAACAUUGGCUAUAUUCCCUUUGCUGUCUCUGCAGCAGAACCUGGGGGUGAGCGAAGUGGCUGCUAUUACUGAAGGAGAACCAACACACUUGCCUGCUCAUCCUAAACCAUAAUUUGACUUGGCGUUACAUGUAAAGCAACCCAGUUUAGGGUUUAGACAACAUGCUGCAUUCUGAUUAAUCAAAAAUGAAAGCGAAAAUUUCUGAUCUCCUUGCAGCCUCUCUAAUGGAGAAGGGAGGGUUUGGUGUGUGUGUGUGCAAGCCCAAGGGAAGGUUUAUUAUUGUUUUCAGCAUGUGACUGCUUAGGUGUGUGGGACAUGAUUUAGAGAAUUGUGAGUUAGCAGCCUUUCCUCUUCACAGGGCUUUACUGUCUUUAGCCAAUCUCCUACUACUAUAACUAUAAUUCAAACAAAAACAAAAACCCCUCCGUUUAAAAGGCCAUAGAUUAAUUUUAUUCUUUGCUAAUUAAACAAUUAGUUUCAAGAAUAAAAAUUCACGAGGAUUACAACUUUGGAAAUGAUGAAAUAAAAUAGAUCUAUGUAAUCUGAGGUACAGAGAUUUAAACCGGAGAUGUUAAUAAGCCCAAAAUGUGUACAGUUGCAGUACCAAAAACAGUAAAAAGCAGUUUAUACUUGCAGGAUAGCUUAGGCAAAAAAAUGGGUCAUUUUGAGCAAUGUGUUGCUGUUGUUAUUUCAUAUCCAUGGGAGCUUUUUUCUCCACACACCUGUGUAUGAGUAGCAAAAAUGGUCUAGAAUGUCAAGAAUUCUACACAUGAAAUGCUUCAGCGCAGAACUUAGUGCAAAAACAAUGCUGUGAUUCUAUAGUCUUAAAAUAAGAGCAGGAUUCAAUUAAAAUGUCUUUGUUUUUAUUCUCUCUAUUGCUGCUUUUAGGAAUGUUGUAUGGCUAUUCCUCUUUCCCAAAUUAUCUUCAUUGAAGAACAAGCAGCCGGGAUAGGGAAAAGGUAGUACUGUGAGUUUGUAGCAAAAUCUGUUAUGUUGGGGACAGUCGCUUCCCUGGGUUAUUUGGAAUAUUCUGUCAUCAGCGCCAUACCCCUCUCCAUCCCUGUCCCAGAAGUUAGGAGGGCUGCCACUGGCAGAGGCUGCUGCGCCUAACCUCAUGGGUAUGUUUAGCCUGGUGAAGAGGAGACCGAGAGACGAUACGAUAGCAAUGUUCAAAUAUCUAAAGGGCUGCCACAUGGAGGAUGGGAGGAAGCUUGUUUUCUCCUGCUCCAGAGACUAGGACCCAAACCAAUGGAUUCAAGUUAUAAGAAAGGAGAUUCUGACUAAACAUCAAAGCUGUUUGAUAGUGGAAUGGACUCCCAUGAGAGGCGAUGGACUUCCUUGGCUAUCUGCCAUGUAUGCUUAAAUUGGGAUUCCUGCAUUGUAGGGGGUUGGACUAGAUGGCCCUAAGGGUCCCAUCCAACUCUGCAAUUCUAUAAGUUCAUUUUUGUCUGCCUUGAAUAUCCUGUUACAUAUAUAGAGAGAUGAAAUAUUCUGAAAACUAUUUGAUGUUUAAAAUUCUUAACAACUGAAUGAAUUCUUGAAAAUUUAUAAGAAACAUGUUAUAUUACAUUCCACCAGCUAUAUUUUUAGCCUGUGAUAAAAGACUACAUAAAACUUUAAAAAUCUACAUUUGUUAAUAUUUAGGAAGCAGCCUUGCUUUUUUAUAACUACAGGGCACAUAAAGAUUUUCUCUCUUCCUCUUCCCAUCUCUUCAGUGCGAAAAUAGUGGUUCAUCUUCAUCCAGUACCUUCCAGCAAGGAGCCUGGCCCUUUCCAGAGUAGUAAAUACUCAUAUAUCAAACUUUCUUUCAAAGAACAUGGACAGAUUGAGGUAUAUAUGUAUUUUUAGCCUGAUGGGGGUGAGGUGAUAUUGGGAUGGGUUUUAUAAAUUUCAUUUGUGUAAAGAUAAAGCCUGGUUAAAAUGAAAUUUUUGCAAGACUUAAAUGGGUAAAAAUAAAUCAUUAUACAGGUAUUACUGUUUAUUACUAUUGUGUCUUGCUUGUAACAUGCUGGUAUGGACUGCUAAACUUUUGAGAUCUGUAAAGAUAAGUGAUGCAGUAAAACUCAGUCCUUUGAGAAAUUACUUUUAUGAAAUUGCUUUUAUUUAGAAAAUACUAAAUAUAUUUAAAUCAGUUUCAGUGCAUCCUUGCAAUUAACCUCCCUCCUUUCUUUUUUUAAACCUCUGCACAGUUCUACAGAAGACUAUCGGAAGAAAUGACUCAGCGGAGGUGGGAAAACAUGCCUGCUUCUCAGACCAUUGAUGUUACCAGAGGCUCGCAGGUGUUUAUGCAGUUUCUGAUUAUUGGACCUCUGCUUUCAAAUAAGCAUUUCAAUAAGUAUCCUUUUUGCUUUAUGCAGCUGUUUUAUUAUGUAACACUCCCCACCCCACCCCACAAUGUUAAUUGAAAUUGGCUAUUUUUGACAGGUAAUGUAAUUUGAAAACAUGAAGCUGAUUAUAUAGUUGCAUUUAGACAUAGCACUAAAUGAGGUGCACUAAAUGUGCACUGACAUGCACAGCCUUUCCUGACACUGUCACAGUCAUGAGAAGACCCAACAGGGCCUGUCUCAGGCCACAGAAUAUUUAGGGGGCCCGACCCCUCCUUGAAAUUUUUUUUGCGGGGAGACUUGCACCCCUCUGGAUGGCGCCCCUGGUUGUUUCUAAAUACACCCCAUGUCCCAGAUCUCACAGAUGUUAUAAGGCAGGCACAGACUUUAGGUAAAGGUAAAGGGACCCCUGACCAUUAGGACCAGUCGUGACCGACUCUGGGGUUGCGGCGUUCAUCUCGCUUUACUGGCCGAGGGAGCCAGCGUACAGCUUCCAGGUCAUGUGGCCAGCAUGACUAAGCCGCUUCUGGCGAACCAGAGCAGCGCACGGAAACGCCGUUUACCUUCCCGCCGGAGCGGUACCUAUUUAUCUACUUGCACUUUGACGUGCUUUCGAACUGCUAGGUUGGCAGGAGCAGGGACCGAGCAACGGGAGCUCACCCCGUCGUGGGGAUUCGAACUGCCGACCUUCUGAUCGGCAAGUCCUAGGCUCUGUGGUUUAACCCACAGCGCCACCCGUGUCCCUACACAUUUGUUUAGCUCCCAGCAAUUGAAAUACCUUCUCAGAAAUGGCUGUCGUGCAGCUGGAUGCUGGCUUUUUUGGGGUGGGGCUUUGUCCUUCUGGGGCCCAGCCAUUAUCUCAUCAGGGCCUCACUUGUGUCCAAAAGGAGGGAACUCUAAGCACUUCCUUCAUAACCCUUUUGUUGUUGUAUUUUUUUUUCAGACAGGGAGAAUAAGAGCUGCAGGAAUUGUAGGUAUUGAGAGAAAAUUAGAAGAAAGAAGAAAAGAGAUGGAUAAGAACAUUUCCGAGGUGAGUAAUAUUGGAAUUUCAUGUGCAGAUUUUUUUUGUAACUCUUUGAGUUGUUGGAAGCUGCUGAUAGGGAGAGUCUGUAAUUAUAUUUGGAUCACAGUCAUUGUGUUUGGCAGCCAGAUGUGUUAUAUGUUUAAAAAUACAUGACCGGUGCUUACGGGCUUUUGCAAAGGAUGUAUCCCCCCUCUACAAAUGCAGUUAUUGCACUUUUUACACAGCUGUUGCACAAGAUAUAGGUGUCUUAUCAUGAAGUGAAUGCUUCUUUUGUGGAAAAAUUAUUUUCCUCCAGUGCUUGCAUAGCGUAAUUUGUUAUUUGGGACAGUUAGUUUAAGUUGUCUGUUGUUGCUUCAGUUUUCUGUGUGCUGCUUAGAGAUAGUUUUAAUAAAUUAAGCGGUAUAGAAAUUAUAUGAUCAAGUAAUCAAAAAUGCCACUUCUCCUCUAGCCAGUGCAUCAGUUGCAAUAGUGAGAGCUGCGUGCAACAUGCCCGUAUAAAGCGUCACAUAUAAGUGCCUGUGGUGUAACUGUGUUUCUUUCACACCACUUUAAAAUGUUCUAUAUUUUAGAGCAGAGCUUUCCAAACUUUUCAUGUUGGUUGACACACUUUAUAGACAUUCAUCAUUUCACAGCACAGUACAGUGGUACCUUGGGUUAAGUACUUAAUUCAUUCUGGAGGUCCGUUCUUAACCUGAAACUGUUCUUAACCUGAAGCACCACUUUAGCUAAUGGGGCCUUCUGCCGCCAUGCUGCCGGAGCACGAUUUCUGUUCUUAUCCUGAAGCAAAGUUCUUAACCCGAGGUACUAUAUCUGGGUUAGUGGAGUCUGUAACCUGAAGCGUCUGUAACCUGAAGUGUAUGUAACCCGAGGUACAACUGUAAUUUAGUUUUACUAAUCCCUUUCCAGCCCCAGAAGGAAUGCAAAGGAGCGUUUGUGCAACACACUUACACACUGCGGCCGGCACACUAACGUGUCACAAAUCACAGUGUGUCUUUGCACAUAAGUCUGUGGGUUGGGCUAGUCUGAUGUGAGAGAGUGAGGAAAUCUGUUAAGAGGAGUCAGAUAGACAUUUGGGAUAAUCAGUCAGAAGGUAUUAGGAAGGUAUAGGCCGGUAAAGGAACUAAGGUUAAUAAACUGACAAGAAAAUUAUCUGAGAAACCAUAAACUUGUUAAUGCUUAUAAAAUAAACUUGUUUAUUUUGUUUAAUUUUAACAACUGUCUGGACUCAGUGUGUACCCGAGAGUAACGGGUUGGUGGCAGCGGGGAAGCGAGCACAGUGGUGGCACAGGGAUCAAUAGACCGUCAAACGUCCGGGGACUCUGUGUUUUAGAAAUCUGCACUGUCUUGCUGCUUUGCUCCUUGAGUUUUGUGCCUUCCAGCCUCAGCAUCGCAGGGCAUAUUUCCAGUGUUAAUUUUUAUAAAGAGUCAAACCUAUAUAGCAGGCAUAGGCAAACUUGGCCGUCCAGAUGUUUUGAGACUACAGUUCCCAUCAUCACUGACCACUGGUCCUGUUAGCUAGGGAUGAUGGGAGUUGUAGUCCCAAAACAUCUGGAGGGCCGAGUUCCCCUAUGCCUGCUAUAUAGCAAUCCUUUCCUCCUCCAUUGCUUUGGACAAAGGUAUUGCCAUGGUAUCACUGGAUCAGGCCUGGCUGACGCAAAACGUUGUACACAGAGAAAAAAUGCAGGCUUUUCCACUUGUCCGAAGAGACCCCAAAGCAUUUUCUAAGGGUUAGAAAAACAAAGAGCCGUUUAAGGGCAUAUGAAUGCAGCCUAACUAGUGGCAAGAGGCAGAAGGAAGAAGGGGGAUUGGGAAUUCUAUAAACAUGAGGGUUUAUCUUUCCUAAUAAUUUGCUUCCUGGUAUUUGUAACAGCUUGUUUUUGUUUAUCACUUCUGGCUACUGUUGUUUUUGUUUCUGGUGGUAGAAUUUCCUUGUUUUUAGAACAAGAAGAUCAUACCCACAUCAUUGUCACUCUUUAUUGUUUACUGCAACAAAUUGAUCUCUGUCGUUUUUGUAAGGAUUUACUUACUCUCCUCUUUUUACAACUGGCACAUACAAAUUUAGGGUGGAGCUGAACAAUAUAGGAGCCCCUUGUUUCCUGCUGGUCUUCCUCCACCCCAUGUAGUAAAAGAGGUUGCAUUAUAAGAUGGUGUGUUGCUGUUCAUUUUCCACCACCUUCCUGCUACACUUCACCCCAUGAAGUAGAUUGGGAAAGGGUCAUCUUACAGCACAAUGACUAUUUAUUUUUUUAUUUAUUAAUUUCCAAGCAUUUCUAUGUUGAUUAAUAUUUCAAAGGUCUCUAAGCAGACAUACGGCAUGUUCUCUUCAACUGUGUGGUGGGGACGCAGGUGGCGCUGUGGGUUAAACCACAGAGCCUAGGACUUGCCGAUCAGAAGGUCAGCGGUUCGAAUCCCCGCGACAGGGUGAGCUCCCGUUGCUCGGUCCCUGCUCCUGCCAACCUAGCAGUUCGAAAGCACAUCAAAGUGCAAGUAGAUAAAUAGGUACCGCUCCGGCGGGAAGGUAAACGGCCUUUCCGUGCGCUGCUCUGGUUCGCCAGAAGCGGCUUAGUCAUGCUGGCCACCUGACCCGGAAGCUGUACGCCGGCUCCCUCGGCCAGUAAAGCGAGAUGAGCGCCGUAACCCCAGAGUCGGUCACGACUGGACCUAAUGGUCAGGGGUCCCUUUACCCUUUACCUUCUUAUCAGGGAGGGCUGGUGGAGGAAGAGACAUGAGGCUACUGUUUGCAGCCAAAGCAGCCAAUUUUCUUGUGCCACCAGUAGAGAAUCUGCCUGUGGUGUAGUGGUUAAGAGCGAUAGACUUGUAAUCUGGGGAACCGGGUUCGCGUCUCCGCUCCUCCACAUGCAGCUGCUGGGUGAUCUUGGGCCAGUCACACUUCUUUGAAGUCUCUCAGCCCCACUCACCUCACAGAGUGUUUGUUGUGGGGCAGGAGGGGAAAGGAGAAUGUUAGCUGCUUUGAGACUCCUAAGGGUAGUGGUAAAGCGGGAUAUCAAAUCCAAACUCUUCUUCUUCUUCCUUGUAUGCAGAAGAUUCUAGCUUUUCGGUAGGGCUGGGAGACAGCCCUGUUUGAAAUCCAGAAGAGUUUGCCUGUCAGGGUAGACAAUACUAAACAAGAUAGACCAAUGUUCUGACUCAGUAUGAGGUGAUUUUCUGUGCCCCCGUGUUGUUCUCUUCCACUCUGUUUAUCAGAGGAUAAAAGAAAUCAAACUGUGGAUGUUGAAAACAUAGGGAAAUCUGCUUUGCACUUAUCAAUCAGUUUAUUUCAGAACUUGUGCCCUGCGUUACAAAAUGGGUUUCCUGCACCUGCUGGUUGCUGCUGAUAAAAAUUCAUUCCCUUAGUUCUUUGUUUUUCUGAGGAAAUUCCUGUUAGGUGUGUGCACAUUCUCCUUUGUACUUGGGCGUGAAUCAAUUAGACAGGGGAAGAAUUAUUUACAGCAUGCCCUUUAUUUAUCUAGAUCUGUUUUUCUCUCUUUGCUGGCUUGUCUUUCUGCAUGUUACUGACAACAUGCAUAAGAUGCUAAACGUUUGAUAAUUUCCAUUAGGUUAGAAUAGUGAAUUUGGUGAAUAAUUGGGGAGGCAAUGUUGCAUGCAAUAAUGUCUUGUUAAAUGCUUCCGGAUUUUGAUGAGAUGUCAGGUUUAUGUUUUUUCAGUUCAUGGUUUUAAAUUGUUUGCAAUACUUGUGUUGGCUUUAGCUGUUUUGAUUUCCCCCCAAUUAGUUUUAGUGCUGUUUAUUAUGUUGUUUCAUAUUGUAUUUUUAAUGGUCUGCAAACUGCCCAGAGAACUCCAGUUAAAUGGGUGGUGUACAUCUGUAAUUAUUUAUUACAUUUCUAACCUGCCUUUUCUUCAGGGAACUCAUAGAUGGCAUAUGUGGUACUUUCCUUUUUAAAUUAGCCUUGCCUAUGAAUAUUUAAAUAUAAGUACAAGCUUUUGAAAUCUGAGUACAGUGGUACCUCAGGUUACAUAUGCUUCAGGUUACAGACUCCGCUAACCCAGAAAUAGUACCUCAGGUUAAGAACUUUGCUUCAGGAUGAGAACAGAAAUCGUGCUCCGGCAGCGCGGCGGCAGCGGGAGGCCCUAUUAGCUAAAGUGGUUGCUUCAGGUUAAGAACAGUUUCAGGUUAAGAAUGGACCUCCAGAACGAAUCAAAUACUUAACCCGAGGUACCACUGUAUUAAAGGUCAUUUACUGCCAACCCUUGACUUAAAAUGACCCCACCCUCUUAUCUGGAAGGUGAGGACCUCUUAACACACAGCGUGCUAUUCAUACAGAAACAGUCUGCUCAGGUUACAAAGCACAGGGCUAGAAUCUUCUUAAUUACAGUUUUAAAGCACAUGGUCUUACAAUGCUAGAAACUAAUUAUUUCCAGGGCUUUGAUUUUGGAAGGAAGGCAGCGGUGGAAGAAAUAUUUCAAUGAUGCAAUGAGUCUGUCUUUCUAGAAGUGAGGAACACAUUACCAAGUGUGUGUCUGAUUAUUGCAGGCUUUUGAAGACCUCAGCAAGCUAAUGGAAAAGGUAAAGUAUCACUUUUUACCUCUCUGAAUUUAAAUUGGCUAGGCCCCAUCCAGAGAACCAUGAGUAAGCAGAAUGUUGAGCAUGCCCUGCUGAAUGUCACAGGUAAAAUGUGAUGGUGUCUGAAAGAUCCACUUCUAAGUGGGUAAGAAGCAGGGGGAUGUGGCUCAGACUCCAGCCCAUCCCAAAGCAAAUCAUCUUGGAGGAAGUCAUGAUUGAAUCUUCUUACACUAAUGAUUAGCAUUACAUUUGUGAGAGAAGGAACGCUCAGACUGAGUCCAGAAGCUCCCUUUCCCUAGCUAAUAGUUGGGGUACUUCCAGUCUGUCUGUUUAUUGAGCAUUCUUCCUGAUUUGUUUGCAGAGAGAUUGGAUGUUAUGUCAAAGGAAGUGUUCCUUCACGUGUUCCAGUGCGUGUCCUUAUGGCAAAAAUAUCCAACAUUUUGGAGACGUGGGUUUGUUGGCAAGACUACCCAAUCAAAUCUAAUUGUGCAGCCAGCCUGAAUUGGUUAGGUUGUGACUGAAUCCCACCUGAAAUUAGCCACCGUCUGGAAGUAGCCUUGAUUAAAUCUGCAAAUGUCCUGCUUUGAAGCCCCUCAAAGCUUGAUUCUGCGUCAGAGGCUCAUGGCAAAGUGUUCUGUCUUCAACAGCUCUGUCUUGUCUCUCUGUUGUGUCUUAAUAGGCAAAGGAAAUGGUGGAACUGUCCAAAUCGAUUGCUAACAAGAUCAAAGAAAAGCAAGGUGACAUCACGGAAGAUGAGGUCAGUUAAUAUUUUAAUGCGCUAGACGCCAACGCACUCUGAGAAACAUGGACUUAAGCUGCCAUGAUAAUAUACCGUAUUUUUUGCUCUGUAAGACUUACUUUUUCCCUCCUAAAAAGUAAGGGGAAAUGUGUGUGCGUCCUAUGGAGCAAAUGCAGGCUGCGCAGCUAUCACAGAAGCCAGAACAGCAAGAGGGAUUGCUGCUUUCACUGCGCAGCGAUCCCUCUUGCUGUUCUGGCUUCUGAGAUCCAGAAUAUUUUUUUUCUUGUUUUCCUCCUCCAAAAACUAGGUGUGUCUUGUGGUCUGCUGCGUCUUAUACAGCGAAAAAUACGGUAUAUAAUGCUGCCAAACUCUGAAUUGGUAAUACGGCAUAACAAAUGCUGGUGAUCUAUGAAACUUCACCACAGUGCUUUGCCUCAUCCAUACCCACAACCUCACCUGUAGUUGAAAAUAAGCAUGCACAUGCACCUGCAGUCUUCUCUCGCUCACUCACAAUAAUGGUGGUAUUGAUGCUUAAUUUAUUGGCUGUUUCCCGAACAUGGACUAGUCUCAUGAGAAAUCUGUCCCAGCUGCCUUGAGGAUAAGCUGGCCGAGGGUCUUCCUUGCAAGUAGAUUGAUUUCCAGGAGAGCAGUCUUCUGUAGGUGAGGAAAAGGUGACUUGGCAAUCCAUGGCAGUGUCUUUCCUACUUGGGGAAUGCUGUCAGCAUCCACUACAUGCUGAAUCCUGGCCAUUUCCUACUCCCAAGCCUUUCUUUGCUUGGCCUCCUAAAAACAGCACCUGUUCUUCGCUGGGCAAGGAGUAUGAUAGGUGGGCAAGGGGUAUGAUAGGUGCAUUUCGUUUUCUUUGGGGAAUUUUAAGAGUGAACUUGAGCGAAGAUGGGGAACGUAGCACAGCUCAUGAUUUUGGCAGACCUAUGACUCCUCAGUUAUCUCCCUGUUUUAGUACAUUAGGAACUUCCUAGUACUUCUGGCUUGAAGCUCAACAUCAAAAAAACGAAGAUCAUGGCCACUGGUCCCAUCACCUCCUGGCAAAUAGAAGGGGAAGAAAUGGAGGCAGUGAGAGAUUUUACUUUCUUGGGCUCCAUGAUCACUGCAGAUGGUGACAGCAGCCGCGAAAUUAAAAGACGCCUGCUUCUUGGGAGAAAAGCAAUGACAAACCUAGACAGCAUCUUAAAAAGCAAAGACAUCACCUUGCCAACAAAGGUCCCUAUAGUUAAAGCUAUGGUUUUCCCAGUAGUGAUGUAUGGAAGUGAGAGCUGGACCAUAAAGAAGGCUGAUCGCCGAAGGAUUGAUGCUUUUGAAUUAUGGUGCUGGAGGAGACUCUUGAGAGUCCCAUGGACUGCAAGAAGAUCAAACCUCUCCAUUCUGAAGGAAAUCAGCCCCGAGUGCUCACUGGAAGGACAGAUCAUGAAGCUGAGGCUCCAGUACUUUGGCCACCUCAUGAGAAGAGAAGACUCCCUGGAAAAGACCCUGAUGUUGGGAAAGAUGGAGGGCACAAGGAGAAGGGGACGACAGAGGACGAGAUGGUUGGACAGUGUUCUCGAAGCUACCAGCAUGAGUUUGACCAAUCUGCUGGAGGCCGUGGAAGACAGGAGUGCCUGGCGUGCUCUGGUCCAUGGGGUCACGAAGAGUUGGACAAGACUAAACGAUUAAACAACAACAACAGUACUUCUAGAACUUCCGUCCUAGGGAAUGAAACAACUCCCAUACGAGGAAAGGUUGCAACAUUUGGUGUUGUUUUAGUUUAGAGAAAAGGCAAGUAAGAAGCAACAGGACUGAACUGCAUAACAUGAUGCAUGAUGCAGAGAAAGGGGAUAAAGAUAAGUUCCCCCACCCCACCUCAUAACACUGGAACUUAGGAACAUCUGGUGAAGCUGAAUGUUGAAAGAUUCAGGUUGGGCAAACUGCCCACAGGAGGAAGUGAUGGCUGGCCACCAACUUGGAUGGCUUUAAAAGAGGAUUAGACAAAUGUGGAGGAUGAGGCUGCCGGCUGCAUUCUGUGUACUUCUGAAUACCAGUUGCUGGAAACCACAGGAGAGGAGGGUUGCUGCUGGACCUGCUUCCCAUAGGCAUCUCUGCUUGAGCAACGGGACUCCUCCCUUCCCCUUGUGUGUGCCUUGCACAUCCCAAAUAGGCUCCAGAGGGUUGAGAGAACCCCCAGAACAGAUUUAGAGUGCAUGCGGUAUGCGGAGAGGGGGUUAAACUUCCAUUGUGCAAGGAGGAAUCCUUGCUCUGAUGGAAUGUUUGCCGUACUGCUAUGCUGAAUUCAACCCUACAAGAACAGUACGCUGGGCUGGAUGGGGCACUGACCUGGACCAGCAGGCUCUUCCUAUGUUCGUUCAUCUAUCUGGGAUGCAUCUGUUUGUUAAGAAUAUGGCAUCUUAACCCUCCCACUCUCUCCUAUUUCCACAGACAAUCAGGUUUAAAUCAUACCUGUUGAGCAUGGGCAUAGCUAAUCCAGUCACCAGGGAAACACAUGGAUCCGGAACACAUUUCCAUAUGCAACUGGCAAAGCAAUUAGCUGGCAUUUUACAGGCACCUUUAGAGGUAAGGCACUCGAGAAUCUUAAUUUAUUUCAUAUUUACAAUGCAUAUUUUAUAUUCCUGUGCAUAUUUACUUUGGACUAAGUAUGUAGGCAUAGGAUUGUAGCCAUAACACGCUUGACCAAAGGCCUUAUUCUGUCCAGUUAGUAGAUUAAUCAGGGGCACAUUUUAAAUCUUUGGGGAAUUAAAUAAUAGGACUGUGAUAGAAGGGCACUCUAGUAGGCAACUCACACGCACAUCCAGUUUUAAAAACAACACAAAACAAAGUUGGCAUUUCUUUUAGUUAGCAUUCCAAACUAGCAGAUCUUUCAUUUCACAGGCAACAGAGGCUGACAGUGCGUAGAAGCAGACAUUUAUGUGCUGUGCUGCGCGUGCAAUUUCUCAGCCUCAUCUAACAUGAUUGUGCAUGCACAGCCUUAUUUUUAAAAAUAAAAACCCGCCUCAUCAGCUGUUUUGAGAGGAGGAAUGAGGGAUGGAAACAGUCCCAUUUCCUCGCCAUAUGGUGAUCAACAGGAGUUUAGGUUUUUAAAAGUAGGGACUGGGCACAUGUAGCCCUGAUGUCUCUGUACAUGCUCUGUUGGAUCAGAACUAUUGCUAAUAUGCUUCUUUAAAAUGUGGACUUUAUUCAGUGGUGAUACUCCUUUGUGAGCAGAUUUAAACAAUAGGUGCCACAGUAUAAUUUUUCAGUCCAGUGAUAAAGAUGUAUAAUGGAUAUUGAAGGAGAACUGGGAAAUUGCUCAGAAGCUACAUUAUUUGCCUUUGUUACCACUGCCGAGUACACAGGAGAUCCACACUGGCAGUGUUUGUACAUCCCCUUAAAUCAUGGUAAGCUUAACUAUGGCUGAAAGGGGAACAUGCAGCGUGCUGUUGCACAGGGUGAAAAAUCUCAGGAACUUCACUCCUCCCCUCCUUCUACCAUGCUGCUGGGAUCUAAGCCAUGAUUUGGUUUUGUCCAAACCCGGGCUCCUAGCUUGGCUUUCUCCAAACAAACCACAAGUUGUAACCAAGAUUCUUGACUUAACAUCCAUCAUUUGUUUAGAGAAAGCUAACCACAAAUCUGGGUUUGCAUGUGAUGCCAAGCCAUGCCGGUGGCUUAGCGGCACGGCAGCAGAAAGAAGGAGCAAAGCACCUCUGAUUUUUCACUCCAUUCACAUUGGCUUAACUACUGUUUGAAAGUAAGAUACGAAAGUAAGCAGGCCCUUGAAUCAUGGGAGCAGUGUCAAAUAGAAAAAGAAGAUGACCUUUUAGAAACUACUGACAAAUUUCCAGGACUAUGUUUACUGCAGCUUCUGUGCCAUUUGCAUUUCCAGAUACAGUGGUACCUCGGGUUAAGUACUUAAUUUGUUCCGGAGUUCCGUACUUAACCUGAAACUGUUCUUAACCUGAAGCACCACUUUAGCUAAUGGGGCCUCCUGCUGCCGCCGCACCACCAGAACAUGAUUUCUGUUCUCAUCCUGAAGCAAAGUUCUUAACCUGAAGCACUAUUUCUGGGUUAGCGUAGUCUGUAACCUGAAGCGUAUGUAAUAAUAAUAAUAAUAAUAAUAAUAAUAAUAGCAAUAAUUUAUUAUUUGUACCCAGCCCAUCUGGCUGGGUUUCCCCAGCCACUCUGGGCGGCUUCCACAGAGACCAAAAAUACACUAAAAUGUAACCUGAAGCGUAUGUAACCCGAGGUACCACUGUAUGUUUUCUGCUUGGGCAUGUUGAUGUUGUCAACUAGCCCAUCAUAACUUCUUAGAGACAGCAGGCUGGAUGUUCUAAAUUGGUUCUCUCUUACCAACUGAUAUUGUGUCCACAGGAGCGGGGAGGAAUAAUGUCACUCACAGAGGUUUAUUGCUUGGUGAAUCGUGCUCGAGGCUUGGAGGUGAGGAACAAUUACCUUGUUGCAUUUCCUCAAAAGUUGGCUUGAUCAACUUGAUGCUUCUCCAAGUAGCCAAAACUGAAAUGAUGUUGUUUCUGUAGGCGGUGGGGAAAUAUUUCUUCCCUUUGGUGUCUAGCUGUUCCCCUUUUCUUUAAAAGAACAUUAUAAAAACAGUGCUAACAAGACAGGAUAAUUUUCCAGAGUAAAUUCCAUCCAAUAAUGUGCUACAGAACAAUGAAGUGGGGAUGUCUUGAAGGCAUUAAGGCGGGGGCGGGCGUACCUUUGACCUUCCAGAUGUUCUUGGACUCCAGCUCCCAUCAGCUCUAGCCAGGAUGGCUAAUGAUCAGGGAUUAUGGGAGUUCCAGCAACAUCUGGAGCUUGACUGGACCUUGCAUUGAGUUCCCAAGAUUCCUUGGUGAAGCAUUGGACAGUUUUUAGUAUUUUUGAAAUAAAACGAAGGUUUGUAAAAUACCUGAAGCGCAGUCACAUUCUGAGGGCGUGGAGAUGGAUGUCAAUAAAUUUUUUUAAAUAUGUGGAGCGAGUGAGCAAAACAGAUUGGGAAGAGAAGAUUUAAAAGUUUUGCUAUUCAAAUAGCUGAAGCCAGAAGUAUUGUCAGCUUUAUUUCUUGCAGACUGACUAGCAAGCAAGUGCCAAAAGGAAUACUUUCUGAAUUGCACAGAUGUCUUGCAUUGCAGAGCAGCCAGAUAAGUCCACAGAGAGCGAGAGCAGUCUAUUCCAACUAUUAUGCAUUUCAGAUUACGAGGCCUACAAGACUAGCACAUAAUACGCAACUUGGCUUGAAACAUAAGCUAAAUAGCAUUCGGUUUGUUCUGCCAUCACUGCAGUAAAACUUUACUUUCCUUAGCAAAGUAUGUGUGUGGGUUUCUUUGAUUUGAUCUCCAAAGACUGGUGACCAUUUAGGCCAGUAGUGAGGAACAUGUGGCCCUUCAGGUCCUGUUGGACUACAAUUCCCAUCAUCCCUAUCUGUUGGCCAGGUUUACUAGGAGCAAUUUUUUGGGGGCAAAAAAAAUGAGAGGCACAAAUACAAGAUGGGUGACACCUGGCUUGAGAGCAGUACAUGUGAAAAGGAUCUAGGAGUCUUGGUUGACCACAAACUUGACAUGAGCCAACAGUGUGACGCGGCAGCUAAAAAGCCAAUGCAAUUCUGGGCUGCAUCAAUAGGAGUAUAGCAUCUAGAUCAAGGGAAGUAAUAGUGCCACUGUAUUCUGCUCUGGUCAGACCUCACCUGGAGUACUGUGUCCAGUUCUGGGCACCACAGUUCAAGAAGGACACUGACAAACUGGAACGUGUCCAGAGGAGGGCAACCAAAAUGGUCAAAGGCCUGGAAACGAUGCCUUAUGAGGAACGGCUAAGGGAGCUGGGCAUGUUUAGCCUGGAGAAGAGGAGGUUAAGGGGUGAUAUGAUAGCCAUGUUCAAAUAUAUAAAAGGUUGUCACAUAGAGGAGGGAGAAAGGUUGUUUUCUGCUGCUCCAGAGACGCGGACACGGAGCAAUGGAUCCAAACUACAAGAAAGAAGAUUCCACCUAAACAUUAGGAAGAACUUCCUGACAGUAAGAGCUGUUCGACAGUGGAAUUUGCUGCCAAGGAGUGUGGUGGAGUCUCCUUCUUUGGAGGUCUUUAAGCAGAGGCUUGACAACCAUAUGUCAGGAGUGCUCUGAUGGUGUUCCCUGCUUGGCAGGGGGUUGGACUCGAUGGCCCUUGUGGUCUCUUCCAACUCUAUGAUUCUAUGAUUCAAUGGGAGUUGUAGUUUAACAGCAUUUGGAGCGUCAUGGGUUUCCCAUGCUUGGUGUGUGCUAUGAGGUCACUGGUAUUUGUGAUGUUACAGAAUGCCAGCAAAAGAUUGAAACCAAAUAAAUGUGUGUUUCAAAUUAUUAGGAGCCUUUGUCCUAUGAGACUGCAAUACUCCCUUCCUAAUGUGUAGUUUGACUCAGAGACAAUUCCUAUGACUGUAUUUUCAGGUGUAAAUAUCCACAUGAGUAACGUAUGAACCACUCCUACAUGUGUGGUUUCCUUCAUUAUUUCUUAGGAUUUACAUAUUCUUGUUUGAAGGAGGAGUAGGGAUUGUUAAUACAUGUAAGCACUAUUCAUAUUUGAAUUGACACUGGUGCAUUUUACUGCUUCUGUAUUCACACCACAGUGCAAAAAAAAAAAAGUGUUCUAGGAUGCAACUGUGAGAAUAAGACCUGCUUGCAAUGUGAUUAACGUAACUGAGUUCUCACCCCCUUAGCUGCUCUCGCCUGAAGAUCUAGUAAAUGCAUGUAAGAUGUUGGAAGCACUAAAAUUACCUCUCAGGUGAGAAUCCUUUAGAAUUUAAUUUUAACUCAUCUUUUCCCUUCUCCUAUCCCCCAGAAAUGGUAUGAUGGGGCUUGUUCCCCCAUCCUCCUUUAGAACCAAGAAGUAGCACGAAGCAACCAGGCACGUGGCUGCAGUUAUGCUAUCUUCUGUCAAAUGCCCAUUUAAGGUUUGGUGUUUGCCUUACCAACUGAUUUUUUGAAAAACCCGGCAGGUGUAUGUGAGCUGUAGUUGUCAAGUAGUGUGGGCGCAUAUCUACAUUUCUGAAGGUCAUGGUGUUAAGUCUUUCUUCUUGCCACUUGAUGAUGGUGGUGGUGGUGGUGGUGAUGAUGAUAAUAAUAAUAAUAAUUUAUACCCCGCCCAUCUGUCUGGGUUUCCCCAACCACUCUGAGCGGCUCCCAGCAAAAUACAGUGGUACCUUGGUUUGCAUAUAUCUUGGUUUGCAUACGUUUUGGAUUACAAAUAUGUCAAACCCGGAAGUGCGUGUCCCGGUUUGCAACCUUUUUUUGGAUUACAACCCAUUUUUUUUGGAUUACGAACAAACAUUUUUUUGAGGCCCCAUUGGUGAAAGCACGCCUUGGAUUAAAAGCUGUUUUGGUUUACAAACUGACCUCCGGAAUGAUUUAUGGUUGUAAACCAAGGUACCACUGUAGUAAAAACACGAUGAAACAGCAAACAUUAAAAGCUUCCCUAAACAUGGCUGCCUUCAGAUGUCUUCUAAAGGUCAGAUAGUUCUUUAUUUCCUUGACAUCUGAUGAGAGGGCAUUCCGCAGGGCAGGUGCCACUACCAAGAAGCCCCUAUUUAGCAGUAAAUGGGGACCUGAUUCAAAGGAAAUACAGUGGUACCCCGGGUUACAUACGCUUCAGGUUACAGACUCCGCUAACCCAGAAAUAUUACCUCGGGUUAAGAACUUUGCUUCAGGAUGAGAACAGAAAUUGUGCUCCAGCGGCGCAGCGGCAGCAGCAGGAGGCCCUAUUAGCUAAAGUGGUGCUUCAGGUUAAGAACAGUUUCAGGUUAAGAACGGACCUCUGGAACGAAUUAAGUACUUAACCCGAGGUACCACUGUAGUUGAAAGCGCUGCUUCCUUGCGUACUCAGGAUUGCAGAAACCACACCAGGCUAGAGAAUCAGUUCUUUACUACCUUGCUCUUAUAUCUUUUAAACAGUAUCCUGAGGAAGGGAGUGGGUCUCAUCCACACUGUACAUUUAAAGCACAUUACUUCCCCCAAAGAAUCUGUAAUUUUUAAGGGUGCUGGGAAUUGGAGGAAUGUGAGCGGUAAACUACGGUGGUGGUGGUGGUGGUUUAUUAAAUUUCUUUACUUCCCUUCAUCUGAAGAUCACAGUUUACAGCUCCCAGCAUUCUUUGGGGGGAGCAGUGUGCUUCAAAUGUAUUGUGUUGAUGUGACUGGAGGAGCUAGUUUCAGGUGUGGGGGAUCUGGAAUGAAAGUCCUCACGGCUCUUUGUGCUAUGGGGACAGAUGGGGCAAGGAGUCUUAGGAGGCCUCCUUAAGCCACAGGAUGGUGAAAGGAAGUAAGACAAUGAAAAGCAGGAUGGAGAUAUGAAGAAGAAAAGGAAAAAACAGAAUUGAGACUGUGCGCCUUUUGAAAGAAAGGAAGUUGGCAAGAUUGUGGAGAAACCUGCCCGUUGAGAAUUCUUCUUUCUUUACCUCCUUGUGACCUGGAAAUGCUAAGGGACAAGAAGGACCCAUAAAGCACUGGGGAGAGUCAUAAAUGAGACUAAAUUUUACUUAUCAAUUUGAGCUAAUCAACCAAUUCUUUGGCCACAGGCUUCUAGUUAAGGUUUGUAUUUUUCCUUGUCUCGAGUUUAGGCUGCGUAUAUUUGACAGCGGCGUUAUGGUGAUUGAGUUGCAGUCCCACAAUGAAGAGGAGAUGGUGGCGUCUGCCCUAGAGACAGUAUGUAAACGUUUUAUUUUCUCAAGCAAUCUGUUAAAGAAACAGUGAUGCUUUCUGCUGUUGUCGCCAAGCUUCAAAUCUACGUCCUGUUUCCUUUUGUAAAGCACACAUGCACAGAGACCCACAUGUUUUUACAUGCCAGAAGAAUAGACACCCACCUGCCUCAAGCUCAGCAUAGCUGGAUACAGUCAAGACAGAUCUCUUGUCUCUGUAUUCCCAUUGCCUGACUUUAUGCAAAAGGUGGGCAAUUUUCUGCAGUAUUCGUCCAUUGUUCCUGAUGUAUAUUUUGCUCCAGGAGGUUUAGUUUAGUCAGAAUCAAGCGUACACUUCCAGAGUUAAUGCUAGAUACAUUUGUUGUCGUUUAGUCAUGUCCGACUCUUUGUGACCCCCUGGACCAUAGCACGCCAGGCACUCCUGUCUUCCACUGCCUCCCGCAGUUUGGUCAAACUCAUGUUCGUAGCUUCGAGAACACUGUCCAACCAUCUUGUCCUCUGUCGUCCCCUUCUUCUUGUGCCCUCCAUCUUUCCCAACAUCAGGGUCUUUUCCUAGGAGUCUUCUUUUCUCGUGAGGUGGCCAAAGUCUUGGAGCCUCAGCUUCAGGAUCUGUCCUUCCAGUGAGCACUCAGGGCUGAUUUCCUUCAGAAUGGAUAGGUUUGAUCUUGCAGUCCGUGGGACUCUCGAGUGUCUCCUCCAGCACCAUGAUUCAAAAGCAUCAAUUCUUCGGCGAUCAGCCUUCUUUAUGGUCCAGCUCUCACUUCCAUACAUCACUACUGGGAAAACCAUAGCUUUAACUGUACGGACGUUUGUUGACAAGGUGACUUCUCUGCUAGAUACAUUACUGCUGGUUAAUGAGCCACCAUAGCUGCUAGAGGGCUGUGAAAAUUUGUGUCCCCAUGACUCGUCUCCCCAUAUACUAUAUGAAACCAAAGAGGCACGUUGUUUGCCAGAUGUGAUUCCCCACCCCAGCUCUCCUACCCUACUAAACUGUGUUGAUCCUGUCCCACCAAACUCCAUCUCUGCUCCCUUUCCCAGCCGGAUAGCUGCCAAAAGGGACAAGAGGCUGCAAAGCCUCAGCACCUCCCUUUCAUGUCAACUUCUACGUUGAGUAGGGAUUGGACAGGAUGGCCUCCCGAUACCCUUGCCAGUUCUGUGAUUCUGGUGUCAAAAUGAGUGUGCCCGUGCAUAUAAAGCAUAUAGGAUACGGUACAUGUGUUCUCACCCUGCAGCCAUUAUUGCUUUUGUAUCUUUACUGGUGGAGUGGCUCUGCAAGCAUACUGAGAAAGUUCUGCUGGGAUAUCUGUCGCAGGAGCAGGCUAUCUUACCUUCCUUCAGUGGCGUAGGGCUUCUGCUGAAUUCUAUGAACUUUCAGCAGCAGAUUUCCAGUACAGGUUUUUACCCGAAGUUUCUUAAAUCCUAACUAAAUGUUUGCUAAGCAGGAAAGGCCUGGUAUUUGACCUGCAGGUUAGGGACGCAUGCCUACUUCAAAGGACUUCCUGUUACUGGAGUGGAGGGGCGGGACCGAAAAAAAUGACCGCUGCUUCACAAGUUGUGAAGACGAAUUGUUCCAUCACAUUUUCUGUAAAGAGCUAUGGCUCGUUGUAUAUGAGGUUAUCCUAUCUUUCAUCUUGCCACAAACCCGAGAAGUGGGUUAAGGUGAGAGAUAGUGACUUUCUCAGGGCCACAAAGAGAUCAUCAUAGCCAAAUAAGGAUUUGAAUCCAGGGCUCCAUAAUCAAAAUCCAGCACUCUUCAUCCCUUUGUCAUUUAGCAGAUACUAAAUGUGCAAAACCAGGCACAGUGUUCCUUAUAACGUGUGAGAUCUGUAUCUGUCUUUGGGACAGUGUAUAAUUGGAACCACAGUUGUACUGGGUCACCAUACCAUGGAUGCAGAGUUUACACUUAUUUUAAAAGGGGGGCAGAGAGAGAGAGAGACCAUCAUGACUCUUACAUAUUACAGAUUACAUGCCAUGUACAGACCUCUCUACCCAUUGAAGUGUGUGUGCAUGUGUAUGUAUAAUUGUCUUAAGUUAAGGAUAAAUUUGUGAGGUUGCAAAACUAUUGUGUCAGUCACAUCUUUUGAAACACGAUGAAAAGAAAGCAUUUAAGCUAUAUCUACUUCUUGGUUAUUUUUGUAGGGAAGAUCAACACAUAAAUAGCUAAUAGUAUUUGAACUUCAAUGAACAUUAAAUUAACACAAAAUGUUAUGGAAAUAAGUUUACAAAUGGUAUGUUGGUCACUGUGGAAUUACCCAUGCAAAGCUUUUAUUUUAUAAUUUUUGUCCUCUAGGUCUCUGAAAAGGGAUCUCUUACAGCAGAAGAGUUUGCAAAGCUCGUGGGAAUGUCUGUACUUUUAGCUAAAGAAAGGUAAGCAAAUAAACAACAAAUUUUCCUUCAUUUUUAAUACCUCAAGACAUCUAUUAAAAAUAACACAAGUACUUCUUUUUCUUUUUCUAGGCUGCUUCUAGCUGAAAAGAUGGGCCAACUUUGCAGAGAUGAUUCUGUAGAAGGCUUGAGAUUCUACCCAAAUUUAUUUCUCACACAGAGUUAAUGAUAGGUUAGCUCUCUCUUCCCCUCCGUUCAAAUAUGCUUGCCACAUGUAGGCUGGACCAAAAGAAGCCAAAUGAUCUACCUUGUGCCCAGCUGACCUUGUGAUGGUGCACAAACAUUUCCUGAGGUGGCGGUGGGCCCUAUGUGGAAAGAGGAAGAAAGGGGAACAUAAAAGUGUGCAUAAAUUAUGUUAUGUUACAACUGUGUGCAGGUUGUGUGGGAUAAUUAAUGCAGAGGACUAAUUUGAAACUUUUUUCUUAAGAGGACAGAUUUGAUACACUAGAAAUAUUGUGCUGUUAAAUUACAGAGGAAGGCAGUUAAGUGAUUCAGGAAAGGUGGGGAUGUUAUUGUGACCUACUUGCAAGAGUAGACAGAGCACAAAACGUGCUGUUUGCUUAGUACAUCUUCCCCUAUUCCAUUUUUACUAUGGACUUUGUAUCUACAACUCCAAAGCAAUUAUGUUUUCAGUAGCGUUAGAAGAAGAUCACUGGUGUGAACGUAACACGAUUCAGAGCGUGUUUGCCCUUUCCAGUUACUACUGAAUAAUUCGAUUUGAAAGUGCCUACAUUUCAGGGGGGGAAUCUUCCUGGGUAUGUUUGCCUAUAAACUUUCUUCAGAGGAAGGAUUAAUCUGUAUUAUAAAAAACGUAGACACCAGCGUGUUGCUUUGUGCUGAAUGUUAAGACAAUAAGCAUUGUGAACUCAGAUUUCCUUCCUUUCAUGCUUUGAUUCUCAGCUCCAUGAUGUUGCUAUUUUUGUCGUCUUUUGCCUAGCUAUGAGGAAUUCUGCCAGCUGCCUUUUUUAAAUACUCUUUCUUUAAAAAAAACAGUCAUUCAUUUGAGCACCAAUUCUCUAUCAGGGUGGAAGUUAUCACUGCGUCGGUGUCUAUGAAAGACAAACCCAUUUUAAUAGGGAGAAUUCCUUAGCGUCAUAUGUGAUGUGUUCUUACACCAUUAUUAUGUUUUACCAAAUACCGGUAAUCCUAUUGGAGUUGUGUGUUUGCUUUGUGUUCUGGAAGAUGUGUCAUUAUAAUGUCUGAUAUGAAUAGAUAUUUUAAGUACAGCUGCAAUAUUUAGUUUAUUAAUUGGCUAGAUUGGCUGAUUAAAAACCUUUUGAUCAACUAAAAAGUUGUCUCAUGUUAAUUUAUCAACAUAAGAAAGAGUCCCCAGAAAAACUGUGGUUGCAAGUCACGGGGAAUUUCUUCCUCCACUCUCCAAGCAGG